AUGGUUGAUUUGGAGGUUGAAUUCGUUACGUUAGUUUCUUCAGAUAACUUCAAGUUCAUCAUACUGAAGGAAGUGGCGUCGAUAUCGUCGGUUUUAAGAAAUUCGCAAGGUUUUGAAGAAGGGAAAACAGGUAGAAUAGAUCUUGACAUGGAUGGUGAUAUACUAGAGUGUAUUGUUGAAUAUUUAUACUAUCACUACAAAUACAAAGACCAAGCUGAGAGCGGCGAUGUUCCCGAAUUCAAUAUCCCGACUCAUUUGGCAUUAGAAUUGUUGGUCAAAGCGGAUUACUUGGAUAUAUAG
Lodderomyces parapsilosis is the source of this 300-nucleotide messenger RNA. It is a transcript of the gene ELC1, whose product is annotated as elongin C. Gene Ontology annotation, cellular component: elongin complex. The record is from RefSeq and is a predicted model, not a curated record. The coding region runs from base 1 to 300 and encodes 99 amino acids. Gene Ontology annotation, biological process: ubiquitin-dependent protein catabolic process. Lineage: Eukaryota; Fungi; Ascomycota; Pichiomycetes; Serinales; Debaryomycetaceae. Gene Ontology annotation, molecular function: protein-macromolecule adaptor activity. The transcript has a single exon.